Messenger RNA from Sparassis crispa, 921 nucleotides. RefSeq lists its product as hypothetical. Gene Ontology annotation, cellular component: endoplasmic reticulum membrane. Bases 1 to 921 code for a protein of 306 amino acids. Lineage: Eukaryota; Fungi; Basidiomycota; Agaricomycetes; Polyporales; Sparassidaceae. The record is from RefSeq and is a predicted model, not a curated record. The transcript is spliced from 4 exons. Gene Ontology annotation, biological process: regulation of store-operated calcium entry.
AUGUCGAGGGUAGCGCUCGCUCGUAUACCGUCGUUGACGUUCUACAAAGAUGCUAUUACCCUCUCGCGGAGAGAUCGUCCCAUCCCCCAGUUAGUUUGCAAGGGAAAAGCUUGUGAUCUGUACCAGCCCGAAGUUGUCCGUUGCGCAAACAUUGGCGGCGGAGGGACCGAGGUGGAUUGGAAGUGCGAAGCUGACCUACCCGAGUCGUUGCGCUUCGGGAGAGUGGAGGUAUCAUGCGAAGGCUGGUCAGGACCAGGCGAUCCUUAUGUAUUGAAAGGCUCUUGUUCUCUGGAGUAUCGCCUUGUCCAAGUACCAAGUGCUCUUCGAACGGGUGAAGAACCUAGUUUCCCUUCACGCUGGUUCCGAGCCGCCUCACAAGAUCCACUCUCCACGAUCUUUACUAUAAUUUGGACGGCUAUAUUGCUUUUCAUUCUAUAUAGCAUACUGAAGUCCUGCUUCUCUCGCCCAUCCUCCACUAGUCGGCCUGGAGGCACGACCCCUCGUCCGUCUGGUGGCUUUCCGGGUUCUGGCUGGUUCCCCGGUGCUCAUCGACCAGACAACCCCACCGUGCCUCCGCCUCCCCCAUAUUCCAAGUAUCCCAGCUCCUCAACUGCGCAGGACGAAGGCUGGCGGCCAGGAUUCUGGACGGGCGCGGCGCUAGGCGGUCUCGGGUCGUACCUCUUCAACCGUCGAGAGCGGGAGCGCACAAUGGGCCCCGCGGCGUACGACUGGGAACGCGACGAGCGAUUACAUCGGCCGCUGUCGUUUGUGCCCCGCCGAUCGUCGUCUGGGUGGGCGUCUGGAUGGGGCUCGGGUUGGGGAAGACAGCCGGACCUGCGGGAUGAGGACCGUGGUGAGGGUCCGUCAGAUUUGGGUCGAAUGAGGCGGAGCACCGGGCUUGGAGGCUCAAAUGUGCGAUGA